Molecule: messenger RNA, 3323 nt
Organism: Temnothorax curvispinosus
Lineage: Eukaryota; Metazoa; Arthropoda; Insecta; Hymenoptera; Formicidae
Gene: RnrL
Product: ribonucleoside-diphosphate reductase large subunit
Exons: 13
Coding region: 88-2808 (906 amino acids)
Biological process (GO): deoxyribonucleotide biosynthetic process; DNA replication
Cellular component (GO): ribonucleoside-diphosphate reductase complex
Molecular function (GO): ATP binding; ribonucleoside-diphosphate reductase activity, thioredoxin disulfide as acceptor
Source: RefSeq, a predicted model, not a curated record
GCCUAAAAUUGUUGUUGGCGUACGAAGAAUACAGUAGUCGGUGGUCAAUAGGAUAUAUCGGUUUGUCGGCUUUCGCGAACCACCAACAUGGAUAUUUGUGCGAUGUUUGAGAAGCUUGAUGCGCAAGAAGGUUGCCGCGAUCGUUCUCCCCCGAAAAUGAAGAGCAAGGAAGCCGUGCGAGAAAAGAUGCACGUUAUUAAGCGCAAUGGGCGUAAGGAGAAUGUCCAUUUUAAUAAGAUCACUUCAAGAAUUACCAAACAGUGCUAUAACUUAGAUACGAAGUAUGUGGAUCCAGCUGCUGUGGCGCUUCAAGUGAUACGUGGUUUAUAUUCUGGAGUAACUACAGUUAUACUUGAUAAUCUUGCGGCGGAAACUGCAGCUACAAUGGCAACUAACCAUCCUGACUAUGCUAUAUUAGCGGCAAGAAUUGAUGUGUCUAACCUGCACAAGGAAACCAAGAAGUGCUUCAGCGAGGUUAUGCAUGACUUAUAUUACGCCAAGAAUCCCAUCACGAAUGAACAUAUUCCUAUAAUCAGCGAACAUUAUUAUAAUAUUAUUAAGAAUAACGCAGAGAGACUGGAUUCUGCUAUAAUAUACGAUCGAGAUUUCAGCUAUAAUUAUAUUGGUUUUAAAACGCUUGAGAGAAGCUAUCUGCUGAAAAUCAAUGGGAAGAUAGUGGAGAGGCCUCAACACAUGUUGAUGAGAGUGGCUGUUGGUAUUCACGAAAAUGACGUUGACAAAGCCAUAGAAACGUAUAAUUAUUUGUCUGAACGAUAUUUUACGCAUGCUUCACCAACGCUAUUCAACUCUUGUACUAACAAUCAGCAGAUGUCUAGCUGCUUCCUCCUAACCCUCGAAGAUGAUAGUAUAAAGGGUAUUUACGGUAUGCUGAAAAAGUGCUCUCUUAUUAGCAAAUACGCUGGAGGAAUAGGACUUAAUGUACAUUGCAUUCGUGCCAAAAGCGCGGAAGAUACGAAUACAACUAACGGCUUGAUUUCUGUUCUAAAAUUAUAUAACGAAAUAGCUAUUUAUGUUGAUCAAGGAGGAAACAAAAGACCUGGAGCGUUUGCUAUUUAUUUAGAGCCAUGGCAUGCUGAUAUCUUCGAUUUUCUGGAACUUAAGAGGAACAUCGGUGAUGGAAACAUGCGAGCUAGAGAUUUAUUUUAUGGCCUUUGGAUACCAGAUCUUUUUAUGAAACGUGUGUAUAAUGAUGAGAUGUGGAGUUUGAUGUGUCCAUAUGAAUCUCCUGGUUUAGCUGAUGUUUGGGGCGAUAAAUUUGAAGACGUGUAUACUAGAUAUGAAAAGGAAGGUCGCUACAGAAAGCAAGUGCAGGCCAGAGCUGUAUGGCUCGCCAUUCUCAGAUCACAAGUAGAAACUGGAACACCUUAUAUGCUUUACAAAGAUCACUGUAAUCGAAAAUCGAAUCACCAGCAUGUAGGAACUAUUAAAUGCAGCAAUUUGUGCACCGAGGUUCUUCAAUACUCCGGCCCUGGAGAAGUCGCUGUAUGCAAUUUAGCGUCUAUCGCUGUCAACAUGUUCGUCAAUACAGACACCAAAACUUUCGAUUUUGAUAAACUUAAAACAGUCACAAAAAUCGUCACCCGUAAUCUAGAUAAAGUCAUUGACGUCAAUUUUUAUCCUAUCCAAGAGACGAGAACAUCUAAUCAAAAACAUAGACCUAUUGGUAUCGGUAUACAAGGUUUAGCAGAUGCAUUCCUAUUAAUGCGAUAUCCUUUCGAAAGCAAAGAAGCGAAGGAACUCAACAUUAAGAUCUUCGAGACGCUUUAUUACGGUGCGUUAGAAGCUAGUUGCGAAUUAGCUGCGGAAAAAGGAACUUAUGAGACAUAUCAAGGUAGUCCGGUCAGCAAAGGCAUCCUCCAAUACGAUAUGUGGAACGUUAAGCCGACAGAUUUAUGGAAUUGGGAUGAAUUGAAAGCGAAGAUCGCGAAGCACGGAGUAAGAAAUUCGCUUUUAAUAGCACCUAUGCCAACAGCCUCGACGGCACAGAUUUUAGGGAAUAACGAGUCCAUUGAACCAUACACGAGUAAUAUCUACGUGAGGCGCGUAUUGUCUGGAGAAUUUGUCAUUGUCAAUCCCCAUCUACUGCGAGACUUGACCGAUAGAGGUUUAUGGGACGAAGCUAUGCAAAACGAGAUACUCGCGAAUUUUGGAUCUGUUCAAAACAUUGAACGUAUUCCCGAUGAUUUGAAAGCGCUUUAUAAGACUGUAUGGGAGAUACCGCAGAAAGUGAUUCUCGAAAUGGCUGCUGAUCGAGGAGCUUUCAUCGAUCAGUCGCAAUCCUUGAAUGUUCAUAUAGGGGAUCCGACGACUGAGAAGCUUACAUCGAUGCAUUUCUUCGGUUGGGAAAAAGGCUUAAAGACUGGCAUGUACUACCUGAGAACAAAACCAGCCGCAAAUCCUAUACAAUUCACAGUGGACAAAUCAAAAUUACAAAGUCGCGAUUCGAGUACUUCCAAUGGCAGCACCUCUGCUAUCAACAGCUCUGUCAACAACACUAUCAACAGCCUUAUCAACAGCACUCCUAUCAAGUCACCCAACAAAAGUGUUAACGACAAUGAUGUCGAAAAAGGAAAACAAUUAAGUCAGCAAGCAAGCGGAAAUCAACGUGAACUAGCACGAGCCAAGAAUUUGAAAAAAACCUCAAAAAAGGCAGCGUCCGAACAAGACAGCAAUAAAGGUCUUUCCUUGGAACAACGUAAAGCACGCGACGCGGAACGAAUGCGAGAGAAACAGCUUAAGAAACAGCAAGGUGAACCAGGGGAUAAGUCGAAGCAGGCAGCGGGAUAAUUCCACAGAGAAAGUGUGUAAAUUUUUACGACAAGAAACGGCUAUAUCGCAUCCAAUGGCUAUGCUAAAAAGAUUCACGAUUGUACGGAACACAGGGAUCGAUGCUUAUACCGGGGACGGAGAAAGUAAUCACCAUGUUUUCGAUGUUAGAGAAUUUUUCCAUUGUCGGCCGUAUGCGGGUGUGUCGACCAUAUGACAUGCCUCUGGACCUAGCCUCGAUUAUCUUGUUAUUUACACGUUGCUCACAAAAACAGUUAUAAUCAGUGUGUACAAAACUUGACGUUACCUACACCUAAAUUCAGUCAAAGAGAACACGCGUUUUUGACUGGUUUCUCUAGGUAUAAGGAUAUUAAAUAAUACGAUAUAUUUGUAGUACUACGUUCCAAUUCUGUAAAUCCAAACUUAUUUAAUAUGUUGUGUAAUUAAAUGUGUAACAAGCGAACGAUUGUUAGACACACGCAUGUGCCACUAUCGUCCCCUCUCGCUUGUAAUAAACUGUUCAAAUUUUAACAAUA